AUGGUGUACUUUCUCUACAGUCAUUCAGUUCGCUGUGGUCAAUCAACAGAAAUUCAUUGUUCUAAUGUAUGUGGAAAUACUUUAAACUGUGGAAAGCACAGCUGUACUCAAGUGUGCCACUCAGGAAAAUGUUCACCUUGCCAGUUAACAGUACAGCAAGUGUGUUACUGUGGAAGCAACUUUAGAGAAGUAUUGUGUGGAUCAAAGGAAGAAUUCUCUGACGGUUUUGGGAGUUUCUCAUGUCAGAAUAUAUGUGGCAAAAAAUUAAAUUGUGGGAGGCACAACUGUAAGCAAGUAUGCCAUCCUCAGCCUUGCCAGCUCUGUCCACGACUUCCACAAGUUGUGUAUCGUUGUCCCUGUGGUCAGACUCCUCUCAGCAAGUUACUGGAACUAGGAUGUGUUGAACGUAAAAUUUGCACAGAUCCUAUCCCAUCGUGUGGAAAAACAUGUGGCAAACCUCUUUCUUGUGGUAGCUAUGAGUUUGUUCAUACAUGUGAAAGCCUUUGCCAUGAAGGAGACUGUAGACCAUGUUCUCACACAUCAAAUAUUUUUUGUAGGUGUGGCUUCAAAAAAAAGGAAAUCCCAUGUGCUCUUCUCAGAAAUAAAGCUGCUAUUACAUUCAUGUGUGACAAGCGAUGCAACAAGAAGAGAUCAUGUGGACGACACAAGUGUAAUGAAGUUUGCUGUGUGGACACAGAACAUAAGUGCUCUUUGGUUUGUGGUCGUAAACUCAACUGUGGGAUUCAUAGAUGUGAAGAACCCUGCCAUCGUGGCAGUUGUCAAACAUGCUGGCAAACAAGUUUUGACGAGUUAACUUGUUAUUGUGGUGAAUCUGUGAUUUACCCCCCUGUUCCCUGUGGCACUCAGCCACCAGAGUGUAAAAAAACAUGCACCAGGCCACAUGACUGUGAUCAUCCAGUGUACCAUUCAUGUCAUAGUGAGGAGAAAUGUCCCCCCUGUACCUAUCUCACUCAGAAAUGGUGUAUGGGCAAGCAUGAACUGCGAAGUAAUAUUCCUUGUCAUCUCACUGACAUUUCCUGUGGACUUCGCUGCAAUCAAAUGUUAAAAUGUGGAAUGCACAAAUGUAAAAGAAUUUGUCAUAAAGGGGAAUGUCUUAUAGAUGAAGAAUGUAAACAGCCAUGUAUUAUUCCAAGGCUAUAUUGUAAUCAUCCAUGUAUGGCUCCCUGUCAUCCUUCUUCACACUGCCCGACAACAUCCUGCUGUGCAAAGGUUGAUCUUCAGUGUGAAUGUGGAAGAAGAAAGGAGAGUAUGAUAUGCUCCGAAGCAUCCAAUACAUAUCAAAGAAUAGCUGCUAUAUCUAUAGCAACUAAGCUAACAGAUCUGCAGCUUGGGGAUUCAGUGGAAAUCAGUAGGCUUAUUACAAAAAAAGAAAUGAAGCAAGCCAGGUUGCAAUGUGAUGAAGAAUGCUUAGCUAUUCAGAGGAACAGGCGCCUUGCUGAAGCUCUUGAAAUAGAUGAUAAUUCUGAUCCUUUUAAAAUCCGUUCUUCUGGACCAAAGUACAGUGACCUUUUAAAAGAAGAUGCAAGGAAGGAUAUAAAAUUUGUCAGUGACAUUGAGAAGGAAAUGAGAAUGCUUGUGGAAGCUGUGAAUAAGGGCAAGCACACAAAGAAGAGUCAUUGUUACCCACCAAUGAACAGAGAUCACCGCAGAAUCAUCCAUGAAUUAGCUCAGGUUUAUGGCAUUGAAAGUGUGAGCUAUGACAACGAACCAAAGCGCAAUGUUGUUAUCACUGCAGUGAAAGGGAAAUCCAUUUGUCCAAGCAAUACCUUAACUUCUGUGCUAGAUAAAGAAAUGCGGAGCAGGCCUGCACCUCCUCUUCUUCAUUACAAGCCAACAGAUAAGACUAAUGGAAACAGUGGUUUAUCCAAACCAUUAAAGGAAGAGCCAGUAAUUGACUACUUUGAUGUCCAGGACUGAAUUGAUUGAUGUAGAAUCAUUCAGAUGAAUAAGAAUCACAUAGAUUAUGAUACAGAAGGUUAGAGGUGAAAAUACUAAGUUAUUGUGUGAGGUGCUUUUUGGUUAUCUGCCAAAUGACCAGUUGUUCAACAUAUUCAUAAUUUAACAUCUAAAGUUAGCUAGAUAUGGUAGUUUAAAAAGUUAAGCAUUUCAACAGUUUAUGUAACUGCAUAAUACCUAAUAAUAGUAUGGGUUUGUUAAAUCUGGGUUUGGUGCAAUUUUGUAUCUAAUGUGCAGUCAGAAUAAUUUAGAUUUUCAUGGAUGACUUUGAAGCAAGAGAACUGGUGGUAAGCAGAUAUAUUUUUGGAAUAUUAAGAACAACAAUAAAUCUCAAACAUUUAUUUUGAUGUAUCACACACAACUUAAAAUGGACUAGAAAUAAUCUGUGAUAAAAACACUGGUUGGGAUAUUCUUAAAGUAUUUUAAUGUUUUAUUAAUUCACUUUUGUGUUAUUGUGGUAAAUUUGAGAAUUUGAGUUGCUCUUCUACAUGGAAAGAAAUACUAAAUUUAAGUAUAAAUAUAUACAUAAAUGCCUAUUAAGAACAGAUAAUUGCUUUGGAAUCUGAAGAACACAGUAUUUGGGGAAGGUGGGGAAUUAAAACUUACUCUAUCUCAAAUUUGAGGUGUUUAAAAAGAAAAACAAGCAAAAACAAAGAAAAAAACCCAAACCAAACAACAACAAAACCAACCCCACAACAUGAGAUUACUAAUACUACUACUUUUUUAUUCAAGACCUUGAACAAAAUCAGACUUCAUAUAUAAUUUUGGUGUUCUGUGCAUGGUUUUAUUGUGGUUUAUAUUUUUUUCUGUAGUGUGCAAGUAUAAGAUGAAUGUGUGAAUUUUGGUUUGUUAUUAAUUUGGAAUAAUACUUGUAAAAUUUAUAAUUCCAUCUGCCUAAGCUAUUUGGCAAUGGAAAAUCUUUGUUUUAUGGGAAAUGCCAUUAACAAAAUGGGAUGACAGUUUAAACACUGAAAGGCACCUGAGUGGUCUCAUAAUGGUGAAUUUUUUCCAGAUCUUGAUUUAAGAUAGGUGAGUAGCUCUCUGGGAGAGGAGAUUGUAGGUCUGAUCAGAAGAGGUGGUACAGCUCUGAAUUGGAGUCAUAUCUGUUCUCCUCGGGAAAUGUUUUUUUGUAUUAAUAGCUUUAGGAACUCUGACACUGAUGCACUCUGAUUCUUGUUCCUUGUGGCUGCUACGUGUAAUACUUGAGGUGAGUUCUCUAUACAGCAUAGGAGACUGAUGAUAAAUAGGGGCUCACUACGUUGUAGUGUGAGAUUUGUUGCCAAAAAAUUGAAGGCAUUUACUCAUGCUUAGAUUCACUUAGAGUUAUCAUAUGACCCUGUCACUUAACUAUGAAGCGUUCCGUGGCUACAUUUCAAUUGAACAGCUCAUAAAACAUGGAAAAACAAGUCGAAAACUCACAAGCCAUAUCUGCCCUUCUAAAUGUUUUAAAAAUAAAAUGCUUGCUAUUAUUGUA
Onychostruthus taczanowskii (white-rumped snowfinch) is the source of this 3451-nucleotide messenger RNA. RefSeq names its product nuclear transcription factor, X-box binding 1 (gene NFX1). Gene Ontology annotation, biological process: negative regulation of transcription by RNA polymerase II. Gene Ontology annotation, cellular component: nucleus. The transcript has 18 exons. NCBI's taxonomy places the organism in Eukaryota, Metazoa, Chordata, Aves, Passeriformes, Passeridae. Gene Ontology annotation, molecular function: DNA-binding transcription factor activity, RNA polymerase II-specific; RNA polymerase II transcription regulatory region sequence-specific DNA binding; zinc ion binding. Bases 1 to 1938 code for a protein of 645 amino acids. The record is from RefSeq and is a predicted model, not a curated record.